GAGGGUAAGUUGCUUUAUUUGGCUUGGAGAGAUUUCUAAAUAUCUCCAAUUAAAUUUGAUGUGUGAUUUGUUAAAUGAAAAUUAUUUGAAUAAUAAUGUUGUCCACUUAAGGUUGAUUUAGCUUUAGAGCGGUAUGUAGCCAUAUAUUGCUGUUUUUGUAGAAUUUCAUAUUUUGUGUGAGCAACACCACCGCACGAUACAAUUGUUGUGAGAACACACUGUUUUUGUCACUCACUUUGUGCCAAAGGAAAAAAGAUCUCGAAGUUCAUUUCGCUCUGAUUUCUCCACAGACUCAUUCAGCCUUUCCCAAUAUGACCGAGCUCAGUCAACUGUCGAAACAGCAGAAUCAUACCUGGUUUGGGGCCUCCCAACCCACUUGGAUCCAAAAUGGAGUUGUUCCUGAAUGGUUCUAUUGGAGAAUUAGCAGGAAGGCUGCCGAAGAUCUUCUCAUAUCCAAGCCUCCAGGCUCCUUCCUUAUCAGAGUCAGCGAGAGCAGAGUUGGAUACACUCUCUCAUAUCGUGCCGAGGGUCGCUUCAGACAUUUCAUGAUUGAUGCCAAGAAAGACGGCUCUUGCGCCAUUGUGGGUGAGGGAAAGUGCCACUCUAGUUUGCAACAACUGGUGGACUUUCACCGAAAGGUCCCCAUCGCGGCCCACAACGAGGUGCUGACUUUCUCUUGUGGACAGGCCUCAACUGUAUGGAAGAAAUACAGCAGCAACAGUUCUGUGCAGUACAGCACGAGUCAUGUGAUAUCGAAAGAAAAUCAAGAACAUCACAAUAAUGAUGAGACCCACAGCCAUGCACGUCCAGCCAUGCCUGUUCCAAAGACCAGGAAGCGAUACAUCACUGACAUCACUCUGCCCGUGAAACCUCUCGAAACUCCUUCUAAGAAUGUGCUCACACCCCCCAACAAGGAGGUGACCCCCGCUCCCAUCGUUGACCACCACAAUGAGACGAACACUAAGACUGAGGAUCUGCAGGAGAUGUCCUGGGUGCAGCUGUUCGACUCUGUGCUCUCCCAUUAUGACGAGGACGAGGGCGAGGGCGAGAACCUACCGCAAGAGUACUCACCACCUCCUCCUUUCGCACCCGGUUACCAAACAAAAGAAGCAUGACGGAGAAAACACAGCAACCGGAUUAUUUACCGGAUUGCAGAUCGACCCUCUGAGAGAGGCAAAACCCGAUUAAUGUGAAUGCGCAAUUCAUCCACGCAUCCAUUUUCUCCACCAGCAAUUGUCAGCGUGAUUGUGUGUACCGCUCGUGAUAUUUGGGCUCCCUCCAGCGGUACAUGAAGGAAUCGCUGCUUGAACAGUUUAGUUAAUUGUAUUUAAGUUUUACGUUCAUUGUGUUUGCAUUUAUUCUUGAAGAGCUUUUUGUUUUUAAUCAUUUAUUUAGGAAUUUAUUUAAAUGUUAUGUGAUGUACAUUCAAACUGUAUUAUUAUUUUGCUUCCCCCCACCAAAUAUAAGCGGAGUGUUCAUGAUCAAAUUUUGCAUAAUGAUUCAAUGACUUAUAAUGUUAAACUUUUUGGAGUAAAAUCGUGGUACUGCGCUCGCAUCUGACUUUAGGCCAAAGUAAAUGAUGUCCUGGACUGGUCGCCAUACAGCUGCAGAGCACCUAUACACACAAUCAAGCAUCCAUGCUCGCACAAAUGGACAAUUUAGAAAAGCAAACAUGAAUGUUUUUGGAGUGUGGAAGGAAGCGGUGAUUACGUGCAAAAUAUAUAUAUA
Hippocampus zosterae (dwarf seahorse) is the source of this 1728-nucleotide messenger RNA. RefSeq names its product hematopoietic SH2 domain containing (gene hsh2d). The record is from RefSeq and is a predicted model, not a curated record. The transcript has 5 exons. NCBI's taxonomy places the organism in Eukaryota, Metazoa, Chordata, Actinopteri, Syngnathiformes, Syngnathidae. Bases 312 to 1115 code for a protein of 267 amino acids. Gene Ontology annotation, cellular component: cytoplasm.